UCCAACCAAAUUGACAAGUGUAUUAAAUUGAAUUGUAAAAGAAUGGGAAAUUUUUUAAGGAGUCCGUUCACCAAAAUGUUUCUGAUUACUACAGGACUUAUCCUGUCAUCAACUUCAAUAGGUUUCUCUGUCCCGAUAACAUCCGAUUCGAACAUAGACGUUGAACACCCCGCAUCUUCAAUUCCAAAUCCACCGACAAAUUUCGGGAUUUUCCGACACCAAGAAGAAUUAAAGUUACGGGCAACACCGGGUAAACGACGCCCUCGUCAGGGCAACUAUCCUCUCAUGAUUUACGGAGGAUGUUACCCGCCAGGACAGACAGCGGUAUGGGGGUGGAACCCAAACCCCCCGCGUUACCCACCUUACAACAACGUGGAGAACCAAAAUAGAGCGUUUUGGUGGUGGAUAAUGGCGAAUGAAAUCAGCUGUAAGCAAGAUCCAACAAAAUGCCCAGCAGGGUCGCGUCCAAAGUGACCAUGUCAGAAUUAUCCAACUACAUACAUAAUCUUCAGACGUGUGAGGUGGUUAUCACCCAUGUAUGUAUGUACAAAGACAGCACUAAUUAAAAAUCGUUUAACUUUUUAAAUCGCUCGUUGCCAAAUUUUUAAACAAAAGCAGCUAAAAUUAGAAUUUUCAAUAAGCAUUUUUGAGUAUUAAAAAAUAAACACAAUUUUUCGCAGAAUUAAAUACUUUGUUCCCCGAGAUUAAUGAAAAUUUAUUUUUUCGCUUUUAAUUUUCAAACUAUUAUCUACUCUUACAUUUUUGAAAAUUCAGAAAUAGCAUUAAAAUAUUAUAUUUAAAAAAUAAUAAUGAAUUUUAAUAAUGUGAGAGAAGUAAUUCUGCAAAAAUUGGGCUUAAUUGCUGUGAUUGGAUUAACAUUCGAAAAGUUACAACGCUUUAAAAAAUCCGAAUUUUUUGUUUGAAAAUAUCACCACGGGAGUAAACAAGCACAUUCAGUAACAUACUAAAAUUGAUGUCCCCUUACUUCUGAGCGUGAAUAAUUCAAAUUUGCUGGGUCAAAAUCGGCGAUAACUACUUUACAUAUCGCCAUUGUAAGCGUUACUACAGGAAUUUGAUGGUCGAACAACAAUAAAUGAUUAAGUAGCGUAAGCUACUUAUUGUGAUCGUUUUGUCCGUCCGUCUGUUCGUCCGUUUGUCCGUAAGCAGGAUAUCUCCAGAACGAGUAAACAUAAUCAAACCCAGUUUUCGCCAUUGUGCUUCUAAUUUUUAGUUCUCGGUUGAUUUCGAAAAUUGGGUCAAUCGGACCACACCCAACGGCGCCAGGGGGUGUGGUCGAAAUUAAAUUGUACGUUAAUUCUCAUGUGGGGUGUCAUCUCAAAGGAAAUUUGACGGAGAUUUCAAAUAUGUUAAUAGUUUUGACCUCAUGACCUUGACGACGAGGUCAGAGGUCAAAAAAUGUAAAAUUGUCAGAUGGGGUGUCAUUUUAAAGGAAAUUUUACGGCGAUUUCAAGGAAGUUAAUAUUUUUGACCUCAUGACCUUGAGAUCAAGGUCCGGCGUCAAGGGAUACAUAAUUGUCACGGGAUAUGGGAUAAUUUUAAAGGAAACUUUAAAAGAAAUUUUAAAGGAAACUCUGACGCUACUUUUUUAUAUCCGUUUGGAGGGUUUAUUGUUUAACCUGUAAAACCAAUUAAACAUAAAAUUCGCAUUUUAAUUGCGUUAAUCUUCAAAUUAAA
Folsomia candida is the source of this 1695-nucleotide messenger RNA. RefSeq lists its product as uncharacterized. The coding region runs from base 43 to 474 and encodes 143 amino acids. NCBI's taxonomy places the organism in Eukaryota, Metazoa, Arthropoda, Collembola, Entomobryomorpha, Isotomidae. The record is from RefSeq and is a predicted model, not a curated record. The transcript is spliced from 3 exons.